UUGUUUACUAUCAUAGUCCAAUUUGUUAGCUCAAACCAAACUAAACUAACCACUCUACUGCAAGAUGUUCAAGAAGUUGGCUAUUGUUGUCCUUUGCGUUGUGCUCGCUUGCAGCUUGGUGAAUGCUAAGCCCGAUGUCCUUGCUGCCCCGGUUGUCACUGCAACUAGCUCUCAGUACGUGGCACGCAACUUCAAUGGUAUUGCCGCUGCUCCUAUUGUAGCUCCCGUUACUGCCGCAUAUACGGCUCCAGUUGCUGCUGCUUACACGGCCCCAGUUGCCGCUGCCUACACUGCCCCUGUUGCCGCUGCCUACUCUGCCUAUCCCUAUGCCUCUUAUCCAUAUGCCGCAACCUACUCUACUGUUUUUUAAAUUAACAAAAGGACUUUCAAUGAAUAAAUAUAACUUGA
Molecule: messenger RNA, 408 nt
Organism: Drosophila willistoni
Lineage: Eukaryota; Metazoa; Arthropoda; Insecta; Diptera; Drosophilidae
Product: vitelline membrane protein Vm26Ab
Exons: 2
Coding region: 65-370 (101 amino acids)
Source: RefSeq, a predicted model, not a curated record